AUGGAAUAAAUUAAUAAAUUAGAUCUCUUUGGAGUUGUUAAAAGUACACUAAAUUAAUAAUUAUAGAUGGUGGAUUAAAAAAGGCUUUAGUUUUUUAUACUUUUGGUUUUUUUGGAACUUUAUUUAUGAUAAUCUCUUUUCUUAUGAUUUUAUCUAAUGCUUUAAAUGAACAAAAUAGUAUAAUCAUAAUCAUAAUAUUAGUGAAAAUAAUGAAGUCAAUAUCAGAUUUAAGUUAAAGUGGUCUUGAAGCCUACUAAAAUUAAAUGUAUGUAAAAACAAAAAAUGCAAUUUACUAAUUAUAACUUAUAAAAACUAAUGAGAAAUUAAAUUAAUUUUCUUAUGAUAUUUAAGCAUUCUAGACUGAACUAUAAUAGUAAGAUCAUUAAAUUUUUCAUUACAAAUUUUUUGAACUUUAAUGGCCUAAUUUCACAAAUUCAAUUACAAACAAAGAAAAUUGGUGUGGAUAGAAUUGUGUAAGUGUUCCUUUUAGAAAAUAUAUUAUAGAAGAGUGUUAGGAAGAUUGUAUCUUAUAUUUGAGUUAAAUUUGUUUGGUUUUCGAUAAAAAUGAAAUUUUAAGUGGUUGUUACUAAAAUUAACAAUUAGCUUUAUAUACAAAAGACAGAACUAAUUAAAUAAAAAUUUAAUUAAGACAUAAUAAAGAUCCUUUGGUUCAAAUUAAUCAUAAAUGUAAUGAUAUGAAUUAAUUAUAUAAUUAGAAAUAAUUCUAUCAAAUAAUUAUGAUCCUCUAAAUUUGAUUAUUUUUGGAGUAAUCUGUUUAAUUGUUUGCAUAAUGAUUAUGAUUAUAGUGAAUUUAAACCUAAAAACAUAAAAUAAAGAGAUAGAAAUGUAAGAAAUUGUAAGACAUCCUCCACCAAGAGUGAUCCCAUUAAAUUAUUGA
Messenger RNA from Paramecium sonneborni, 898 nucleotides. Lineage: Eukaryota; Ciliophora; Oligohymenophorea; Peniculida; Parameciidae. The record is from the annotation of a GenBank genome assembly.